Molecule: messenger RNA, 417 nt
Organism: Symbiodinium sp. CCMP2456
Lineage: Eukaryota; Dinophyceae; Suessiales; Symbiodiniaceae
Source: the annotation of a GenBank genome assembly
AUGUCGUCGCUUAUGGACUUAGACUCGGACGGAGAAGUGCAAGAGGAAGCUCUAGAAGAAGGAGAAGUGGUGGAAGAUGGUGAGAUCGACGAGGAGCAGCCUCUCGGAAUUGACAAGCAGAAUCAGGAAGAAGUUUUGCAGUCGCCGCAGGAGCUGGCUGCAGCGAAAGCAGAGGUCGACUCUGCAAGUGCAGAGACGGAAGAUGAAGACGGCGAAGUGUCGGAGAAGGAGCAAGCACCGGACGAAAGGGAAGCAGAACAAGAUGAGGGUGAUGGUAAAAUCAAAGACGAGCAAACAGUGGACAAGGACCUCGUCCACGACACAGAGUCAGAAGAGGACGCGGAGCCUGCGGUGGAGAAUGCAGACGUGGUCGAGCCGAAAGAGGCAGAGAGCAGGGAAGCUUUUCUUGGGCAUUGA